UGUUAGCGCACCUUGAUCUUUAAUAAAAGAGGCACGAAAGUGAGAACCUCCAACCAGGAAAUGACUACAUACGCUGAUUAUUUCGCGCGAAUUUUAAGCACUAUAUCCCAUCGAAGGUAACCUUUUCGAUUAGUCUUAUCAAUACUGAUUUACAUCAAAUGAAAAGAAAAAGUAAGUGACAUUAAAAACAUGACUUUCAACGUGUUUUGGCCUCGAACAGUGAAAGAUCGUGUCGCCCUGGCAGUGUUUAUGUUGAUAGGGGGACCACUGAUGUUUUGUUAUGAGGUCUUGGUUGUUAUUCCUACUUACUACAGCGUGUGGACAUUAACAGCGUAUAUCCAUGUGAUAUUCGGACUGGUAUUAGCCGUCAGUAUUUACUGGAAUGUAUAUAACGUCAGAAAAAACUUCCCACGGUGUCUUGUGAAUGGCGACAGAAGAACUCAAGAGGCCGCCACCUGUCAGGGACACUCCAGCGAAUCAAGAAAAGAGCAAUUCGAAACGAAGUCAGAAACGGCAGUUACUCUUGACCACUUUCAGGGAAAUCAGAGACCAUCUUCAGACGCAGCUAUAAUCAGGAACGCUGGCGGCUUGCAAAAUUUGACUGGACAUGGGACCGGAACUGAAACAGAAGGGGUAUUUUGUUCAUUGUGCCAGAAUCAGUCCCCACCGAGGUCGUUUCACUGCGAGCUCUGUGACGGCUGUGUUCGACUGCAGGAUCACCAUUGCUGGUUUGCAGGUUGCUGCAUUGGACAACACAACCAGAAACAAUACGUCUACAUGAUGCUAUCCUGCUGGCUCCUCGCCUUAUACGGGAACGUGCUUAACUUCUCAUUUAACGUGUCCACACUUGGACUAAAUCACUGGACACCGGUAAUCUUAGUGGCGCCACACAUAGCCCUCAUGUUCGGAUACCUCUCCUUUUAUGAAUUCUUCGUCGCUGGUUUAACAAGUGUUGGUAUGUUUCUCUUUGGGCUGUUCACUAGAUUGCUGUAUGCGCAGGCUGUUCAGAUGAUCACUGGACAGACGAGGUACGAGCGGAAGAAAGGAAUCAAGGUGCAAAGCAGUGGAUUUAAAAGGAAUGUUGAGGCAGUGUUUGGGAGGAACAGUAUUGUUUAUGUUAUUAUCAAUAAAAUACAUUCAUUCCUCGGUUACAGAGAUGCGAAAUUCAGAUGAUGUCAUGUAGAAAAUCUAAUGUGAUAUGAAGCAAAGUGAAUGAACUUUAGAACGUUAAUUAUCUCACUGAGAAAAAUUGGUUACAUAUUUCAACAAUUCUUCUGCUGGUACAUCAUAUACGUGAAUCAAGUGACAAAAGAUUUUUAAUUAUAAAUCGUGCAUGUUGGAAGAUGGGAAACGUAAAAAAAAAGUUUUUUGCUUGCUUGGCAAGGACAGUGUUUUAAUAUCAUUACAAAAUAAAUUAUUCUGUAAAAUUCAG
Messenger RNA from Lingula anatina, 1432 nucleotides. Its product is annotated as putative palmitoyltransferase ZDHHC24. Gene Ontology annotation, biological process: peptidyl-L-cysteine S-palmitoylation; protein targeting to membrane. The record is from RefSeq and is a predicted model, not a curated record. Gene Ontology annotation, molecular function: protein-cysteine S-palmitoyltransferase activity. NCBI's taxonomy places the organism in Eukaryota, Metazoa, Brachiopoda, Lingulata, Lingulida, Lingulidae. Gene Ontology annotation, cellular component: Golgi apparatus; endoplasmic reticulum.